Molecule: messenger RNA, 916 nt
Organism: Physcomitrium patens
Lineage: Eukaryota; Viridiplantae; Streptophyta; Bryopsida; Funariales; Funariaceae
Product: peroxiredoxin Q, chloroplastic
Biological process (GO): cell redox homeostasis; cellular response to oxidative stress
Cellular component (GO): chloroplast thylakoid membrane; cytoplasm
Molecular function (GO): thioredoxin peroxidase activity
Source: RefSeq, a predicted model, not a curated record
CAAGCAAUUAAUCGCUGUGGGCUUCUCGUAGCAGACGAAGACAGCUUCCAGUUCCGCAGCUUCGUCUCUAGCUAUGGCGGUGUCGUCGUCCCUCUCUGCUGUUCUCGUGCCCUCGCUGGUCGCAUGCUCGUCGGCAGGCCUUCAAUUUUCCUCCAAAUCCAGUGUCAAUGUCCAUUCCUUCGCCCGAGGUGAGAUUCUCGGAAACGGGCUAAAUGUUUCAGUAGCUGCUGCACGCCCGCAGUCGUCUGCCGCUUCCACUCGGCUCUCGUCUGUCGCUCCUACGUGCAAGCUGGCCGUGGGUGACCCCUUACCUCCACUAUCUUUGAAAGACCAAGACGGUCGCGAGAUCAAGCUCUCCAAGUUCAGGGGCCGACCUCUGAUUCUGUACUUCUAUCCUGCCAACGAGACUCCUGGCUGUACGAAACAGGCUUGCUCCUUCCGAGACUCCUAUGAGGACUACAGGAAGCUUGGUGCGACCGUUGUCGGAGUUAGCGGAGACUCUCCUGAGUCUCACAAGGCUUUCAAGGCAAAGUACAACCUCCCUUACACGCUUCUCAGCGAUGAAGGCAACAAAGUAAGGAAGGCAUUCGGUGUGCCAGCUGAUUUCUUCGGCGCUCUGGCUGGGCGACAAACUUACGUAGUGAACAGGCAGGGGAUCAUCACCCUGAUUUACAACAACCAAUUCCAGCCGGAGAAGCAUGUCCCGGAGACUCUUAAAGUAUUGCAAGCUUAGUUACGUUAUGUAGAUUUUGAUCUUUGUACUCAUGUGGGAGAUCAUGUAUAGUCAUUCUGUAUUUAGCGUAUGGAGUAUGAUUCUGUGCAUCAAUCGAAUGCAGGAGCCUCUGAACAUCGUACAACGGCAUUCCACAUGCAAAGCCUAGUUUGAAAUCCAUUUUGUUUUUUUUUUUCAACCAAA